AUGUCUUGCCUACUAGUUGCUGAACAAAAUAAUGAAUUGUUGAUGAAAAAUCAUGGAUUACGUCCAACUGAUUCUGUACCAUUACCUGAAGCAAAUGGUACUACAUUGUCUGAAGCAAAUAUAAUAUCAAAACAAGGAUGCGGACGUGGACGUGGACACGGAUUUGGACACGGACACGAAUAUUUUGUUCACAAGGCAAGACAAUCUGCUGUGGCAAAUGAAUCUCAAAUACACCAGAAGCGUGUUCGACCAGUUGGUUCAAAAGACUCUGCAAAAGCUUGGGAGCUUCUUUUGCCCCUUAUGUGGUGUCCGAGUUGGUGGAAUAGGUUAUUGUGUCGGCCUGAGGGUUUACCCAGUGCGCACUUGAAGGAUAGUGAUUACGAGUUUUUCUGUCAUUAA
Molecule: messenger RNA, 399 nt
Organism: Olea europaea var. sylvestris
Lineage: Eukaryota; Viridiplantae; Streptophyta; Magnoliopsida; Lamiales; Oleaceae
Exons: 5
Coding region: 1-399 (132 amino acids)
Source: RefSeq, a predicted model, not a curated record